Cylicostephanus goldi is the source of this 209-nucleotide messenger RNA. The record is from the annotation of a GenBank genome assembly. NCBI's taxonomy places the organism in Eukaryota, Metazoa, Nematoda, Chromadorea, Rhabditida, Strongylidae.
AUGUACUACUUGUCAAACAACGACAUCGCUUACAUUGUCGCUCUUGCCAUCUUAACAGCAUGGAGCAUUUUUGCCAACGCAUUCCUGCUUUACAUGAUUGUCUGCAGAAGUCCUAAAAACCUUUCACCGUAUCGAAUAUUUCUUGGCAAUGCUGCACUUACGCAAUUGUUGCUCUCUAUAGAUAUCAUUGUUGUUGCACCAAGGUAAGU